Messenger RNA from Acinonyx jubatus (cheetah), 660 nucleotides. Its product is annotated as rho-related protein racD-like. The record is from RefSeq and is a predicted model, not a curated record. Bases 1 to 660 code for a protein of 219 amino acids. The transcript is spliced from 5 exons. NCBI's taxonomy places the organism in Eukaryota, Metazoa, Chordata, Mammalia, Carnivora, Felidae.
AUGCAGGCCAUUAAGCAUGUGGUGACGGGAGCAAUAGGUAAAACUUGCCUACUGAUCGGUGACACAACUAACGCAUUUUCUGGAGACCACAGCCUCACCGUCUUUGACAACUGUUCUGCCAAUGUUAUGGUGGAUGCAAAACUGGCGAAUCGGGGCUUGUGGACACAGCUGGGCAAGAACAUGACAGAUGACGCCCCCAUCCUCUACUCAAAGGGAUGCAUUCUCAGUUGGCUUUUCUCUGUGCCAUUAAAGUACAUUUUGAGUCUGCCAAGGGUCUAUGUCCCCAAAGGCCUGGAAUUGCCUGAUAAUGACAAAACUAAUGGCCAGUAUGGUGGGAGGCGGGUGGUAGGGGAGCUCACAAAUUUCUGGGACAUGUUCGUGCAGCAGCAGCAGCAGCAGCAGCAGCAGCAGCAGCAGCAAACGGGCCCCACCCUGUGCCUAGAUAUUCAGAGACUGGCAGACAAAGACUCCAGCAAUGUGAAGGGAGAUACGCCAGAAAAGAAGGCCCAACAUUGCCCAGAGAAAGAGGACUUGGGGGAGGCUACCAAGAGCCCCAUCCUCUCCCGCCCCCACGCCUCGGCAGAGCUCACUAUGCUGGGCCCCGGCAAGCACCCGCCCAGAACGUGGGCCAAACCACCGAAGUCUCAGCCUGCGAGAUGA